Trametes versicolor FP-101664 SS1 is the source of this 1395-nucleotide messenger RNA. RefSeq lists its product as uncharacterized. The record is from RefSeq and is a predicted model, not a curated record. Gene Ontology annotation, biological process: phospholipid catabolic process. The transcript has 9 exons. NCBI's taxonomy places the organism in Eukaryota, Fungi, Basidiomycota, Agaricomycetes, Polyporales, Polyporaceae. The coding region runs from base 1 to 1395 and encodes 464 amino acids. Gene Ontology annotation, molecular function: hydrolase activity, acting on ester bonds.
AUGUACGUCGCUCCCUCGGUGCUCGCCCUCGCGUCCGCCCUCGCCGUCGCGACUCCUGCGUUCGCUGCAAUCGCGCAGAGCUUCUUACCGCCAGCUGCGUCGCCUGAGUCGUCCUCCGCGAACUACACCGGACAGACGAACGGCACGAUCUCCAACACGCCCUUGGUCAAGGGCAAGGCAUUCGACCGCUUCAUCCAAAUCUGGAUCGAGAACACCGACUAUGACACGGCCGCGUCUUCACCAGUGUUCCAAAACCUGAGCAAGGAGGGCGUGCUGUUCGAUCAGUUUUACGCCGUCACCCAUCCUUCGGAGCCCAACUAUCUCGCCGCCGUAGGCGGUGACUUCUUUGGGGCGGCGGAUGACGACUUCUACCAUAUCCCGCAGAAUGUCUCGACCAUCGUAGACCUUCUCGAGGCGAAGAACAUCUCUUGGGCGUCUUACCAAGAGAACAUGCCCUACGAUGGUUUCACGGGCUUCAACUUCACACAAAAUAACUACCUGAGCAACGACGGUAACUACACGUACUACGUGCGCAAGCACAACGGCCUCAUCGUCUUCGACUCUGUCGCGAACGUCUCUGAUCGUGCACUCCGUAUCCGGAAUUUUAACGACUUCGCCAACGACCUGAAGGCGGACGUCAUCCCGCAAUGGAACUUCAUCACGCCAAACCUCGUGAACGACGGACACGACACGACAAUCGACUUCGUCGGCGACUGGCUCAACUUCUGGCUCCUCCCGCUUCUCCAGGACCCGCACUUCAACACGAACCGCACCAUCAUCCUCCUCACCUUCGACGAGACUGAAACGUACACGAUCAACAACCGCAUCUACACGCUCGCGCUCGGCGGUGGGGUACCUGCCGCGCUGCGUGGCAAGACGGACUCAACCUUUUACACGCACUACUCCGCGCUCUCCUCAGUCGAAGCGAACUGGGGCCUCGGCGCGCUUGGCCGGGGCGACACGAAUGUGACGCUCAACAACGUCUUCGAGUUCGUCGCGAACGCCUCCAACUGGACGAACAACGGCAUCACCGGCGACUCCCCUGCCAUCCCGCUGCUCAACCUGACCGGCACGAUCCCCGGCCCGCUCAACGUCGCGCUCUACCAGCCGUUCACAGCCCCGAACACCUCAGGGAUCAGCCCCGGCGGCGGGCCCGUGUUCGUCGCCCCUGGGGUGAACAGCACGCUCACCGCGACGGCGCUGCCGGCGCCCGUCAACCUCACCGCACAGGGCAAGCCGAACCCGUGGAGCCAGGACCCGGGCAUCAACUACGCCAACGGGACGAAGGUGAUUAGCCCGCAGGGCACGAACGGGGCGCUCGAAAUGGGGGUGGAUGCGUCGGUGCUGGUGUGCUUCGCGGUGGGUGUUGUUGCGGGUGUGAUCACUGUACUUUAG